Molecule: messenger RNA, 4366 nt
Organism: Antechinus flavipes (yellow-footed antechinus)
Lineage: Eukaryota; Metazoa; Chordata; Mammalia; Dasyuromorphia; Dasyuridae
Gene: MALL
Product: mal, T cell differentiation protein like
Exons: 4
Coding region: 74-541 (155 amino acids)
Biological process (GO): myelination
Cellular component (GO): membrane
Molecular function (GO): structural constituent of myelin sheath
Source: RefSeq, a predicted model, not a curated record
GCCAGGCAGAAUUGCUGCACAGAGAAUCAGGUCUAGGUGAGCUUCAACAGAGGCCCCUGAACACAGAAAGGGGAUGGCAUCUAAAGACUUCCCUCCACCCACCACCUAUGCAGGACCCGAAGUGCCCACGGGAUUAGCCUUCUUUCUAACAAUCCCAUAUGCUUUCUUCAUUCCAGAACUGGUCUUUGGUUGCUGGGUCUGGAUUCUGGUAGCUGCCACUGGUGUGAUUUAUGUUUUAUUGCAAGGAUGGGUUAUGUAUGUGUCUAUCACUUCAUUCCUCAUCUCCCUGAUGUUCCUGUUGUCUUACUUACUUGGAUUUUAUAAAAGAUAUGAAUCCUGGAGAGUUUGGGAUAGCCUUUAUCAUGGAAGUACCGGAAUUUUGUACAUGAGUGCAGCUGUCUUACAAGCAAAUGCAACAAUUCGCACGGAGUCAGAAGGGAAGGAGAGAAUAUUUUAUGAAUUGAAUACUGCUGCUACGUUCUUUGCUUUUAUUACUACCUUCCUGUACAUUCUCCAUGCCUUCAGCAUUUACUACCACUGAAGUAGAGCAUAAAGACAACAGGACAGAGAAGAAUCGUUAUGUUCCAUCAGGACAAACAUCCAAAAGCUGGACUGAGAAGCAGUUGACCCAUGUUUUCAGACUGUCUAAAACAGAAAUACUUUUGGUAACUUGGUUUUGAAAUUUUAAUUUGUCAAGACUUUUUUGUAUAUCGGAUGCAAUUGUAUUAUAUUAAAAGGUUUUAUUUUAGUUUGCCUGGAAAAUAACUAACUCUAGGAAUUAUUUAGCAAUGAAUAAAACCAGUGAGGUGCAGUUGUAUUCUUUCAUGUGAAUAAGGCUACAUCCCAAAGAUAUAACCCCCAGUCAUUGAUCCAGAAACAGGAUUAUUUAUAUUUUAAAUAGAGUUACUGAUCAAUUCCUUAUUGAUUAUCAGUUAUCAAUAAAUAUGGGGCAGCUAGUUGGUACAGUGAAUAGAGUACCAGACUUGAAGUCAGGGAGAUUCAUCUUCCUGAGUUCAAAUCUAGUCUUAGACACUAGCUAUGAAACCCUGGGCAAAUCACUCACCUUUAUUUGCCUCAGUUUCCUCAUCUGUAAAGUGAGCUGAAGAAGGAAAUAGCAAACCAAUGCAGUAUCAUUGCCAAAAAUAAUCAAAAGGGAUCAUAAAGAAUCAAUGCAAUUGAAGCAAGAAGGAUCAAUUCAUUCAUUUGCUAAAGAACAAGAUUGUUUUGAGCUGUUUUAUUUUUAAGGGUAACAAAAUCUAAUUUUCUUUGUUUUCAAAUGAGGUACAACCAAGGUCAUCUCUAGGAAGGUUUUGGUUCAAGGUCAUUAUCUAAGGGAUGAAAGCAGGAGGGAAUCACACUAUGUGGUUCCUUCCCUCUGCUGCAUCAGCAAAGGGAGCAGCUUCCAUUGUAAUACAGUGGAGAGAAUAGAAGAAUCAGAGGACUACAAAUUCUGCCUUGGAGACUUUCUAGCUAUAUGACCUCAAGAAAGUCAUUUAAGUUUUCUGAGUCUCAGUUACUUCUGUACAAUGAGAUAGUCGGACUAGAGUGUCCCUGAGGUCCCUUCUAGCUCUGGUUCUGUGAUCUUUCUAUCCCACUGGCUACCACCCUGUUGUUGUCUGUCCUUCAUUCCCAAAGAGGACCAAUGACAUCAUGAGGGGAAUGUCUUAACUUUAUUGGAAUAAAUAUAAGUAGCAAUUGUUUUCCUAUUCUGGCCAAAUACCAGGGUCUUCCCCUACCUUCCUGAGUCACUGCCCAAGCCUGGUAUCCUAAGGACAACUGUGGGCACAAUCAAAUAAUAUUGUUGAUCAUAGCUAUGCAGUGUCCUUACUACAUAGUUUUAAGCCCAUCCCACCACAGACAUAAAGGGAUCAUGAUUAGUAUCUACAAAGAUUUUAAUAGUCUGUAUAGUUAUGCCAGGAUUUCUAAAUCUACCUCUUGAAAACAUGCAAGUGAUUCCUUAGCUGUGGUACUAGAAACUACUCUGUCCUUUAGAAGUGAGAAUUAAUAGAUAGCACAGUUGACAACAAAAACAUGAGGAUGGUAAUGGAAAGAAUAUCAUAUUUAAAACUGGAGGAUCUAGAUUUGAAUUUAAAUUCUUCUUCCUACCAGCUGCAUCUCUUUAAGCAAAUGAUGUAACUCCUCUGGGCUUGUUUUCUAGUCAAGAAUUGGAAAUUGAAGGGAUGCCCACCAAUUGGUGAAUGGCUGAACAAAUCAUGGUAUAUGAUUACUACGGAAUAUUAUUGUACUAUAAGAACUAACGAGCAGAAUGCUCUCAGAAAAAAAAUUUAAGACUUAGAUGAGCUGACACAAAGUGAAAUGUCCCACGUACAAAGUUACAGCAAUAUUAUAAGAUAAUCAGCAAUGACCUAGCUAUUUUCAGCAAUACAAUGAUCCAAGACAGCUCUGAAGGACUGAUAAUGAAAAAUGCUAUCCAUCCCCAGGAAAAAAAACUGUUGGUAUCUAAAUACAGAUUAAAGUAUACCUUUUUUACUUUCUUUUUCUUGAGGGUUUUUUUUUUUUUUGAGGGAGAGGGGUCUGCAUUUUCUUUUACAACAUGGAUAUUAUGGAAAUGUUUUGCCUGACUACACAUGUAUAACCUAUUCCUUCUCAUUGAGGGAGGCUGGGGAAGGAGAAGGGGGAGAAUCUGGAACUCAAAGUUUCUUUUAAAUGACUUAAAAAUUGUUUUUACUUAUAACUGCAGGAAAAUAAAAUGCUAAUAAAUGAACAUAAUUAUGACUUUUUAUACAAAUAAAGCCAAAUUUAAAUAAUUAGAAAAAUAUUAAUUGUUCUAGAGUGGGCAGAGCCAAUAUAAUAACAAUGACCAUUUUACAUAAACAAUAAAAACAAAAUGAUGACUAUAGUUCCUUCCCUAAGGUUAAAGGUGAAGGAAGAGAAAUUGAUCAAUAGGCUGCUCUUGUAAGAUGACUCAAUUGUAUUGUCCCUCUCUUUUUGUCUCAUCCUUAGACUAUGGAAGUAAGUAGUUGCCAUGAGAAAGGAGAAGAACCUGAACCCAUCUUUUAAUCAAUGUAGUUUGUGUAACCUUAGUCAAGUUAUUUUAUUUAUCUGGUCUUUUGCUUCCUCUUUUGAAAGAUGAGGUGAGAAAUCCUCAGAGGUUUCUUGCAUCUCUUGAAUCCUAUCAUCUUACAUAGUAUUUUAUUUCUCAACACCAUGCUAUUCAUUCAAUUAAAAAAAAGUGUUUUGUUUUGUUUUUUUUUUUUUUUUUAUGAACAAGGCACUGAGGGGGGAUAAGUAAAACAUGAUUUCUGCUCUUACAAUAUAUACUUAAACAAUCUUUUAGGCUGUUUAUUCUGGCAGUUUAUCCACAUUGCUAUAGUAUAGGGAAAGAAAUAGGGGUUAUAUUUAUUUUAUCUUUGUAUCCCCAAUACCUUGAACAUAGUAGGCAUUUGAUACAUCAUUGAUAUCUCUUUCUGACUUAAAAUGAAUUUUGACUCUUCUCAGUGAAAUGGAUUAUUACUCCAGUAACAUAAGAUUCAAGGUGCUUUUGUAAAAAAAAUUAAAUGUUUGAAGUUGAUAGCUGUAUUUUUUGUCCUAUAUGUAAUGGAGGUGGACUGGCCUACCUGGGGAAGGGUUAUGAAAAAGAAGAAGCUCAAAAUUUCAAAGUCCUGCCUGACAAACUUAAUUCAUCCUGAUCAGAAGAAAAUACUUGUUCCUUUCUUUACAUUCCUAGCCCCAUUGUCCUUUUAAAUUAAAUGUCAUAUGUACACACAUCUGACUAGAAGUGAUCCAGAUUCUUUGAGCUCCCCAUUACUCUACUUGGCUCCUCCUUUGUAGCUAACCUUACUCUAAAUUGUAUUCUGGUUAUUGGUAUUCUCAAUCCAUGCUAGAUUGUAAGCCACUUGAGGGCAGGGGACCUAUAGCUUUUCAUCAUUGUCUUGCCCACAGUCCCCAGUACAGUGUGUGCUAUGUACAAAAUAACAGCAAUACUGUAAAAUGAUCAGUUGUGAAUGACAUAGCUAUUUUCAGCAAUACAAUGAUUCAAGACAACUCUGAAGGAUUCAUAAUAAAAAAAAAUACUAUUUAUCCCCAGAAGAAGAAUUAAUGGUUUAGGUACUUUAGGAAGAAUUCAGUUGAACCAAACUGAAUGAUGAAGGGGAAAGAAUUGAUCAAACAAUUUCCAAGCUUCUUCUAUUUCUUCUCUGCUCUUGAGAAGUAAUGGGAGAAAUCCCUGCUUUAACUCUUUGUCAUUUUCAUCAUGCUUGAUAUCUCAGAAUGCAAAAACAAAAACCAAUACCAGCCCCAUUCAUCAUUUUUCACCAUGGCAGCUCUCUAUAGUGGUUGUUACUAUUAUUAUUGUUAUUGUUUAAACAGACAACUUGAAAUAAAACAUAUAUGUUCAUUACAAAAA